CUUUUCCAUAAUUCUUUUAAGAGUCUGUCUGUCUUUCUCUUUCUUUUUCUUCCUUUCCUUUGUCCUCUCCACUCUCUGACACACUGCUCUCCAUAUGGCGUAAACUUGAUGCCUGAUAGUGCAAGCAAAGCAAGCACCCCACCUUUUAUUUUAUCUUCCUCUCUAAACUCACUGUGUUUUCCUCUUUGUCUGUAAAAAAAUCUGCUUUUCUUUUCUCUCUCUCCCCUUUUGCCUCCUCAUUCACUACCUCUAUAAGCCUUUGUUUAGUGCUUCACUAGCAAAACCCACCUCCAAAAAACCUCAAACCCUUCUCUCUCAUCUCUUUUCCAAAUCCUCCUCAUCUUUUAAGUCCACCUUCUAAGCCAAAAACGUCUCUUCUCUCUUGGAAAACCUUGACUUUCACUAUGGAAGGUGCUUAAACUUCAAGAUUUGGAUCAAAGAGAGAUAUUGAUAUAGGAAUGGAUCUUUCAAGUCAAGAGGGAGAGAUCCCAAUCCCAAUAAACAGCACAUAUGCUGGACAUGGUCAUCAUGGUCAUGGGCAUGGGCAUGGGCAUAUGAUCCAUCAUGACCCGGUACCGCACAACCACAUCAUUCCAUCUUCAACUCCCCAAAUCCCCUCCAAUGGCCCCCCAUUACCCACAAGCCUAGAGGACCAUGUACCCUACAACAAGAAAGUGGUUAGGUACAAAGAAUGCCUCAAGAACCAUGCAGCUUCCAUGGGAGGCAAUGCCACUGAUGGGUGUGGUGAAUUCAUGCCCAGUGGUGAAGAGGGUACUAUAGAAGCACUCACCUGCUCAGCUUGCAAUUGUCACAGAAACUUUCACAGAAAAGAAGUUGAAGGUGAGCCCUCUUCAUGUGAUUGUCACCAUAGCCCACAUCUCAACAGGAGGAAGUUCAUCUUUGGUCAUCACAAGAAUUUAUUGGCACCUGAGGCCUUAGGCUACCCUACAGCUACAGGUACUUUUAUAUCUUCAAGAGCACCCCCACCACACCAAAUGAUAAUGUCUUACAACAUGGGGUCUCUUCCUUCUGAGUCUGAUGAGCAAGAAGAUGGUGGUGCUAAUGGUGGAGUUGUAGUGGCUAGGCCUCCACAGCUUGUGAAGAAAAGGUUUAGGACAAAAUUCACUCAGGAACAGAAGGAGAAAAUGCUAAACUUCGCUGAGAAAGUAGGGUGGAAGAUUCAGAAGCAAGAAGAAGCUGUGGUGCAACAGUUCUGUCAAGAGAUUGGAGUCAAGAGAAGAGUACUCAAGGUUUGGAUGCACAACAACAAGCUCAAUCUAGCGAAGAAGAAUCCCUCCUCUGCUUAAACAUAAUUAACGAUAUCCUCAUGACCAUCACUCUCUCUUAUUAGUUUGUGCUUUAACUCCACUUGUCAGCUUAAUGUGUUUUGUUAGUUUUCUCUACACUACUACAUAUCUCUUUUUAACAUUUUAUUCUCUUUGGUUAUGUUUACUUUGGGGUCUCUUACUUACUAUCUGUAAUAAUAGUGGUUAUGUAAUGUAGUUUAGGUGCAUUGGGUUUGGUAGUUUGAGUUGUGGGUGAUGUUCUUGUUUAAUCCAUUCCAUGUUGGAUUGGAUUGAGAUAUUCAGUCUGAGAUACUCCGAUGUAUCAAUAUUUAAUUUGAGGAAAAGCUUCUUAUUAAUUAACUAA
This is a messenger RNA of Quercus robur (English oak), 1650 nucleotides long. Its product is annotated as zinc-finger homeodomain protein 4-like. Gene Ontology annotation, biological process: regulation of DNA-templated transcription; regulation of developmental process. The coding region runs from base 459 to 1307 and encodes 282 amino acids. The record is from RefSeq and is a predicted model, not a curated record. NCBI's taxonomy places the organism in Eukaryota, Viridiplantae, Streptophyta, Magnoliopsida, Fagales, Fagaceae. The transcript is spliced from 2 exons. Gene Ontology annotation, molecular function: transcription cis-regulatory region binding; DNA-binding transcription factor activity. Gene Ontology annotation, cellular component: nucleus.